AUGGCAGCAAUACUAAUGGCGAUGAGGCGUCAUUUCAGUGUUACUAGCAGCAGGACGUUUGCGGGGAAGUGGAGGAGGAGGAGCGGCGGCGGGGUUGAGAAGGAGGAGGAAUCGAGGGCGGCGGCGGCGGCGGCUUGGUGGGUGCCGGAUCCUCGGACGGGGAUAUAUUUCCCUCGAGGGCAGGAGUGGGUGAUGGAGGGCGUGCCGGAGAACGCCGCCAGCCUGGGGCAGAGUUUUUGGCUGCGGAGCGUCGACGGAGUGGAAAAACCCGACCCGGAUCAUGCGGAACGCUAA
Linum trigynum is the source of this 294-nucleotide messenger RNA. The record is from the annotation of a GenBank genome assembly. Lineage: Eukaryota; Viridiplantae; Streptophyta; Magnoliopsida; Malpighiales; Linaceae.